AUGGCGCCCUCCCGCCUCUCCUCCCCCCCUCCCCCAGAAUCCUCCCCUCUCUCCCAAGGCCUCACACCCGCCCAACUAUCAACAUGGCACAAAAACGGCUACCUCCUCCUCCCAAACGCCCUCUCGGAAUCAGAAGUCACCACUCUCCUCUCCGAAACCCACACUCUCCUCUCCGAAUUCUCCCUCAAAGACCACCCCAUGACCCGCUUCUCCACGGGGGAAUCCACAUCCCACGUCGGCGACGAAUACUUCCUAACCUCAGGCAACAAAAUCCGUUUCUUUUUCGAAGAAGACGCCUUCUCCCCCACAACAACAACAGGCGAAGGAGGARGAGGAGGAGCAGAACUCACAAAACCAAAAGAAAAAGCCAUCAAUAAAAUCGGCCAUUACCUGCACCAUUUACACCCCGCAUUUCGAACCAUCUCCCUCACGCAACAAAAUGCACACAUUGCACGAGAUUUGGGGUUUCGGGAUCCUCGAGUUUUGCAAAGUAUGAUAAUUUGUAAACAGCCCGAGAUUGGAGGACGGGUACCUCCGCAUCAGGAUUCGUGUUUUUUGUACACCAACCCGCCGAGCGCUGUGGGGUUUUGGUAUGCUUUGGAGGAUUGUACGGUGGAGAAUGGAUGUUUGAGUUUUGCGCCCGGGAGUCAUAAGAGGGCGGGGAUUCGGGAGCGGUUUGUGAGGAGUGAGGAUGGGAAGGGGACGACUUUUGUUAAGAAUGAUUUGGGGGAGUGGCCGAGGGAUGCGGAGAGGGAGGAGGGGAUUGAUGGGGAGGAGGAGGAGGAGGAGGAGUAUGAGCUUGGGGAGGUCAAAGCUGGGACUUUGGUGUUGAUUCAUGGGAAUUUGUUGCAUAAGAGUGAGAGGAAUUUGAGUUCCAAGGGGAGGAUGAUUUAUACUUUUCAUGUUAUUGAGGGUGGGGAGGGGUGGGAGUAUGAUGGGAGGAAUUGGUUGCAGCCUCCGGAAGAAGGGUUUACGGCGUUGAAUGAUGCUUUGAAGGGUUGA
Ramularia collo-cygni is the source of this 1002-nucleotide messenger RNA. RefSeq names its product related to phytanoyl-CoA dioxygenase family protein. The transcript has a single exon. The record is from RefSeq and is a predicted model, not a curated record. The coding region runs from base 1 to 1002 and encodes 333 amino acids. NCBI's taxonomy places the organism in Eukaryota, Fungi, Ascomycota, Dothideomycetes, Mycosphaerellales, Mycosphaerellaceae.